Messenger RNA from Adineta steineri, 1380 nucleotides. The record is from the annotation of a GenBank genome assembly. Lineage: Eukaryota; Metazoa; Rotifera; Eurotatoria; Adinetida; Adinetidae.
AUGAUGAAUAUUGAAACUUUGUUACAAGCUGCACAGAUUUUGGAAAGUCAACAAUCAAUACCACCAAAAAAACGACUAGCUAGAGGCGAUCCCCAAACAACUCCUAAUAAUCAUAUUCCAACAAGUGUUCUUUCGUCCACAACAAUCAAUACAAAUCCAACAAUAACACCACCACCACUACCAUCAUCGUCAUUAUUAAUUAAAAAUGAACAUCUUACAGAAUAUCCUCAAUGUGAUCUUAAUCUUAAUUUACAUCAUUUUAAUCAUCUAGUUCAACAACAAUCACGUUCAUCUCAACAACUACAACAACAGCAACAACAUUUUACAUCCGAUCAAACUGGUGCUGACGAUGAUGAUGAUGAUGAUGAUGAUCAAAAUACAGAUGGAAACAGUGACAUAUCUAAUCGUAACCAAACAGCGUGUUUUCGUGAUCGAGAAAUUCACAAUCGAUUAGAAAAACAUCGACGAGCUCAUUUAAAAGGUUGCUUUGACAAUCUAAAAGCUGAAGUACCAUGUCAACGAGAUCGAAAAAUAACAAAUCUUCAAGUAUUAAACUUAGCUAUUAAAUAUAUUCAAAAUUUAUCACGAAAAGAACGUGAAUAUGAUCAAGAAAUUGCUUUAUUAACAUCACGUAAUAUUGAAUUACAACAACGACUUCGUGCACUUAAAACUGAUUUAAAUUCUGAAGGACAUAAUGUUGACACAUGGCUUGAUUCAUGUUCAGAUAUUGAUCGUUCAGUAUCAACUCGUACAGCUUCUGAAGCUGAAAUGUAUCGAACAUUUGACGAUGAUGAUGAUGAUAUGAAUUCAUCAACAAUCGAAACAAAAUUAACUAAUGGACAUGAUGAUUUAGAUACAAAUAAUAAUCAUCAUGGUAUGAGAUCAAAUAUAAACAAUUCAUAUGCAAUUGAUUCCAAAAUAUUAUUAAAUAAUCGAAAAAAUACAACACGUCAACGACCAAGGCCAUCAAAAAGAAAAUUAUCAUCAAUACCAACAACAAAUUUAUUACAAUCAUUAUCAACAUCAAUACCAACACGUUCAGAAAAUCUAUUAGAUUAUAAUAUAGCAAGACAUCUUCAUCUUGAUCAACCAUGUAAUUUAUUAACAUCAAUUAAAGAUAAUUUAUCAUCAACAACAUUAACACCAAUAACUGACAUUCGAUAUGAAAUUGUUGAUUUAUUUACAAAAGGUACAAAUUCACAUUUACAACAACAACAGCAACAACAACAACAAAGUUCACCAUUACCGUCCAUUGCUAGUCUUAUGAAUAGGCAUUCAUCGCCUAUUGUUUCACCAACAAAACAGACUAUAGGUAUUAAUACAGAUCCUUUAACAACAUCGACAACAAAUAUUUUACAUCAACCUGUUGCUACAUCGUGA